Molecule: messenger RNA, 2817 nt
Organism: Knipowitschia caucasica
Lineage: Eukaryota; Metazoa; Chordata; Actinopteri; Gobiiformes; Gobiidae
Source: the annotation of a GenBank genome assembly
AUGUCCAAGGAGACGCGAGGCAAAGGCACUCGGAAGCACAGCAGCCCGCACUGGUGUCUGCAGAACAUUGCACAGGAGUCAGUGGACAGCUCUGAUGAUGAGUUUUUUGAUGCUAGAGCAGAUGUUUUGGAGGGGAAAAGCGCCAUCUUGUUGGGCAUGAGCCAGUGGAACUCCAACGACCUGGUGGAGCAGAUCGAGACGCUGGGACACAUGGAGCACCAGCCUCAUGAUAAUUUGUACCACUGUGCCCCUCAGAGCAGCAUCGAAGGCCAAGAUGACAUGGAGAACAAAUGCAAGACACAUGUACUACUGCUGGUGGUCCAUGGGGGGAACAUCCUGGACACUGCGGGCGGAGACCCCAACACAAAGGCCGGUGAUGUGGCCACCUUGUCCUCUGUGCUGGAGAAAGUGACCCGAGCGCAUUUCCAGGCCGCAGCUGAACAUGUGAUGAUCAAACUGGUGCCAUGUCCCGCGGUGUGUGCAGACGCCUUCUCCCUGGUCUCCAAUUUGAACCCGUACAGUUACGAUGAGAGCUGUGUGUCGAGCAGCGUGGAUCACCUCCCCCUGGCCGCUCUCCCCCUCCUCGCCAUUGUGUCACCUCAAUAUCAGGAUGCCGUAGCAACCGUGAUCGCCCGAGCCAACCAGGUGUACCGUAGCUUCCUUCAGUCUGAGGACGGACAGGGCUUCACGGGGCAGGUCUGUCUGAUGGGAGACUGUGUGGGUGGUGUGCUGUGCUUUGACGCCUUGUGCUUCAGUAACCAUCACCAAACUGGCAGCCCAAACGGCAGUAGAAAUAACAGCUCAGAGAGCCUGAAGGACAACUCGGGGCUUCAGAGAGAGUCUAGUCUUGGGUUGAGCUCUAGUAAGAGACUGAGUAAAAGCAAUAUUGACAUUUCGGCCCCAAACAACGGACAACAAGGCGAGCCGUCUCUGAGCCGCAAGCAGAGCGACUCGUACGAUGGGGAUUCGUCGUCUGCAGGACAGCGGGGAUUCUUCUCCAGUUUGAUGAAGGAGGGAGCGGAGGUGCGUGCUGGCAGCAACACCAGUUUGGUGUUGAAUCCAGGCCAUUUUGACUUUGAAGUGUCCUACUGUUUCCUGUUGGGAUGUCCACUGGGCCUGGUGCUGGCCAUGAGGAGAACGGUGCUGCCCAAUGUCCAAGUGAGCCAGCUCCGCCCAGCCUGUUCUCAGAUCUUCAACCUGUUUUACCCCUCGGACCCGUCGGCCUCGCGCCUGGAGCCCCUGCUGGAGUCUGUCUUUCACAGGUUGCCUCCAUUUGCUGUGCCCCGCUACCAGCGCUACCCUCUUGGAGACGGACGAACAAUGCUUUUAGAUGAAAGUAUCCAAGGCCAUUCAAAUGUGUUCUUAAAAAGCGAGCAAAGCCUGUCCACUCCGUCGUCACAAGAUAAGACAGAAAAUGAUGAGGCAGGCCGCAGAUCCAGUGUGACCAGUGUGGAAAGUGAAUCGUCUGUUUGUUCCAUGAGCCAACUUGGAAACCUAAUUGCCAACAUUUCUAGUCUGUGGUGGGGCUCCAAGCGCCUGGACUAUGCUUUGUACUGCCCUGAUGUGCUCACCGCCUUCCCCACUGUGGCUCUGCCUCAUCUUUUUCAUGCAUCCUACUGGGAGUCCACAGAUGUAGCUGCUUUUGUUCUCCGCCAGCUCAUGCGUUGCGACUGCGUGAAGACCCAGGAAGCAAACCUUUUGGACUCGGCUCCAUUCUCACCCUCCAGCCCAAGGGAGAAAUGGCUCAGGAGAAGAACACAUGUUAAAUUGAGGAACGUCACUGCCAACCAUAGGGUCAAUGAUGUCAUAGCCACUGAGGAUGGCCCGCAGACGCUGGUGGGGCGCUUCAUGUACGGCCCAUUGGACAUGGUCACGCUAACGGGGGAAAAGGUGGACAUCUUCCUCAUGACACAGCCACAGUCGAGCCGCUGGGUGCACUUUGACACAGAGGUGACUAAUAGCAGCGGCAGAGUCACAUACACCAUCCCCAAGAGCAAGAGGCUGAGUCUGGGAGUCUAUCCAAUUAAAAUGGUGGUCAAGGGUGAUCAAACCAGUGCAGAGGCAUACCUGACAGUGUUGCCGAGGGGUAUGGAGUGUGUUGUCUUCAGUAUUGACGGGUCAUUUGCAGCCAGUGUGUCAAUCAUGGGCAGUGACCCGAAGGUCCGCCCCGGAGCUGUGGAUGUUGUCAGGCACUGGCAGGAUCUGGGCUAUCUUAUCAUCUACAUCACAGGCCGCCCUGAUAUGCAGAAGCAGCGUGUGGUUUCGUGGCUUUCUCAGCACAAUUUUCCUCACGGGAUGAUCUUCUUCUCUGAAGGCCUUGUCCACGACCCCCUACGGCAAAAGACCAUCUUCCUCAGAAACCUCAUACAGGAGUGUCAUAUUAAGAUAAACUCCGCUUAUGGAUCCAUGAAAGACAUAUCCGUUUACAACAUGCUAGGCCUAAAUCCCUCACAAAUUUACAUUGUUGGGCGGCCAUCAAAGAAAUACCAAACCACUUGCCAGUUCUUGAGUGAAGGUUAUGCGGCGCAUCUGUCGACUCUUCAGUUCGGGCACAGAGCCAGGCCUAAGAAAUCUCCUUCAGUUCGCAUGGUUCUGAGGAAAGGCUCUUUUGGACUCACAGCCAAACCAGAUUUUCUGUGUAAGCGGACCCAUCUGCGGAGGACCAUGUCAGUGCAGCAGCCAGACCCUCCUUGUGCAGCCAACCCCAAACCGGAGAGGGCCCAGAGCCAGCCCGAGUCGGAUAAGGACCACGGAGGAGCAGGGGGGCAAGGGACCUGGGGAAGGGCCUCUAUGCACCGGGGAGACACCACCCCAUAG